This is a messenger RNA of Plasmodium vinckei vinckei, 2145 nucleotides long. RefSeq names its product conserved Plasmodium protein, unknown function. Lineage: Eukaryota; Apicomplexa; Aconoidasida; Haemosporida; Plasmodiidae. The coding region runs from base 1 to 2145 and encodes 714 amino acids. The record is from RefSeq and is a predicted model, not a curated record. The transcript has a single exon.
AUGUUCAAGAAGUGCGCCAUAUUUUUAAUAUUAUCCAUAGCUAGUAUAAUUAUAGUACUAUAUGAACGAGGAAGAUAUAGACAUGGCGCUUUAAAUUAUAAUUUUCCAAACCACGAUAAUGGAAGUAAUAGUAAUUAUCAAAAUGGAAACUAUGACAAUGAUACCGAUGAAAAUGUGAUAAACUAUAAUAAAAUAGAUAGUGAAUUAUCAUGUUCUAUUCCUGGUAAAACAUGCGAAGUUAAAUUAGGGAUUAUACGUAGUGGAGAUCUUUAUGAUUACAAUGAUGAUAUAAAUAAAAAUGAAACACGAUUUGAUGCAAUUAAAAAUAGAUUUACAAAUAUGUUUCAAUAUUUUUUAUAUGAAAUUAAUUACAGCAAUAUAAUAUAUAAUAAUAAAGGAGGGGAUGGAAUUGCAUUGUUUAUUGAAUUUUUUGAAAAUUCGAAAAUGUUUAUAUCAGUAUUUGGUAAAUCAAGUUAUCGUAUAUUAUAUGCCUAUGGAAUAACAUUAAUAUCUUUAUUAAAACUUUUAUUUUUAUGGUUUAUAAUUCUUGAGCCAUAUUUAAAAUGGGCAUAUUUUAAAUCAAAAGCAUAUUAUUUAUCCUUAGACGCAACAACAAAAAAAUACAUUAUAGGUUUAGCAUUAUCUUUUAUAGUAUUUUUAUAUCUUAUAUAUACAGGAGUUAUAAAAUAUACAUUAAACAAAAUUACAAAAUUUUAUAAAUAUUUAUUAAAAAAAUUAUUCAAAUUAAAUAACUUUUUGUUCCGUAUAUUCCCAUAUAUUAUAAGUAUAUUACUAUAUUUAAUAUUAAUAAAAACAAUACAAAUCAAGUAUAUUCAUUUUUUUAUCUAUUCAAUAUUUUUCCCCUUACCAUCACUAUAUUCGAUUAUUAUUAUUGGAAAAUAUGUAUAUUUGCCAUAUAUAAAUAAAUGUUUUAUAGAUUCUAUAUCUCAAAAUUGUAUUAUAGAAAGUGAUGGGAACGCAAACAAACAUAAUAUGCUAAAAUAUAAUGAAUCAACAGAAAGCAUUCUUGUAGAAUCAGAAAAAAAUAAUCCAGGGUUGCAUUAUAGAAAGGGGGGGGACAAUUUGGAUAAUGAAACAUCUGAUAGUCCUCAAGCUGAUGAUAAUAAAGCUAUGAUAACAAAUGGGACAGAAAAUGAUAAUCAAAAGGAUGAAAAAAAGAAAAACGAAAAAUCAUUUUUUCCUUUUAGUUUUGAAAAUUUUAAGUUAGGUUUAAAAAAACAGAAACAAGACUCAUUAAAAAGUCAAAGCACUGAAAGUUUAUCAAGUUGCUUAGCAAAUCAAUCAGAAAAUCGUAAAUUUUCAGACUCCUCUCAAGAUAUUGAUAAUAAAGAUAAAAUGUAUUAUGAUGUUUUAAUUUUAUUAGAAUAUUGGCUAUUUAUUAACAUUUUAAAAUUUUUAAGCUACUUCUUUUUUUUCAAAAGAUUUAAUAAAGGAUCGCAUAUCUUUGAAUAUUUUAUUUUACUUACAAUAUGUAUUAAUGUUAGCGAAAAAUUGCAUGAAUUUGUAUUUUUAAAAAGUUACAAAUCAUCGAUAUUAGUUCGAGCAUUGAAAAAUACUAUAAUUAGUGUCUUGGAUGUAAUCUUAUAUUCCUUAUUUAAUGUUAGACUAAAUAGUGAAAGCGAACAAAACAAGAAAAGUGAUAAUGAUAUAGGAUACGCUGAAAGAAGUAAUAUAUUAAUGAAAGUAGUAAACAUAGUAAAAGAUAAAUUAAAAUUAAAUGAAUCAGUGAGCUUUGGUAUUACUUGUGUCAAAUCUAUUAUUAAGGACAAUGUUGCAGAAAAUAUUAAAUUGCCAAUUUAUAUUAAAAUUUUGGUUAAUAUAAUAAUAUAUAUGCCUCAAUUAGUAUUAUUAAUAUUCCCAUCAUUUAUUCUUAAAAUAUAUUUUUUAUAUUUCUUUUUAAUUUUCCCAAUAUUUGGAUCUCUUAAAUGCUUAGAAGACAAAAAAAAUAUUCAUAAUAAAAUAUAUUUUAUAUGCUAUUUUUUCUUUUAUAAUAUUGCUACAAUUACAGUAAAUCAUGCAGUUUUCAAAAGAUUACCUUUUUAUAAUUUAUACAAAAUUUUAAUUACUAUUUCAGCUCAAAGUAUUCUUAAAUAUAUUUUUAAUAUUCUUAAAACGGAGGAAUGA